AUGAUCGUCGAUGCUAUGACACCUCCUUCUUCAAACUUUCGACCGCUUCUGCAAACGGUAUCCACUCAUCAGCAUCGCAAACUAUUUGCCCAGCUUGUCAACUGGUACGAGGACCCUGAGUGCUCGUUAUUGACAAUGGAGCAUGUCGAGCAUGGUAAUCUUCAACGGUACAUUGAGAUAGGCGCCAAGUUUCCAGAUAGACAGGCGCCCUUGAUUACGGGCCAGAUUGCCAGUGCUUUACAGUACAUGCAUGUUAAAGGGUUUGUACACAGAAAUCUGAGGCCCUCGAACAUCCUUGUCGCUGUUGAAGGGCCCGCAUGGAGCGUCAAGCUUGCUGAUUUCGGAAUUCCCGCCAAUGUUGACGAUCCCUGGCCCCCCAAGAACUACAUCCGUACGAGCGGCUACACGGCUCUAGAAAUUGUUGACUCGUUACAGUAG
Molecule: messenger RNA, 438 nt
Organism: Sordaria macrospora k-hell
Lineage: Eukaryota; Fungi; Ascomycota; Sordariomycetes; Sordariales; Sordariaceae
Source: RefSeq, a predicted model, not a curated record